Molecule: messenger RNA, 3141 nt
Organism: Podarcis raffonei (Aeolian wall lizard)
Lineage: Eukaryota; Metazoa; Chordata; Lepidosauria; Squamata; Lacertidae
Gene: WASF3
Product: WASP family member 3
Exons: 9
Coding region: 764-2272 (502 amino acids)
Biological process (GO): actin cytoskeleton organization; positive regulation of Arp2/3 complex-mediated actin nucleation
Cellular component (GO): cytoskeleton; SCAR complex
Molecular function (GO): actin binding; protein kinase A regulatory subunit binding; Arp2/3 complex binding
Source: RefSeq, a predicted model, not a curated record
GGGGUGGGAGUGGGGGUGGGGGGCGGGAGAAGUGGUUUUAAUUCGAAGCGUGUUGCUCCAUGGCUUGGGAGCGGAGGCGGCCCGGCGUCUUCCCCCGCCCACCUUCCUUAUCCAUCUCAUAAUCCCGAAGAGUUUUGCGACUGGGGAGGUUUUAAAGCGAAAUGGUCACUCGAUGCUUCCCGCCCGGAGAGUGAGCGAGAAGGCGCCUUCAUAAUCCCCCGAGGCCCCCUUCACACACACACACACGCCCCGCCUCGCGUGGGUUUAGCGCCACUCGGAGCCCCUUCAUGCUGUGUGAGGGGGACGAGGCUGGCCGACCCGGGUCAGACUGACAUGAGCGGUAUCUGUUUCUUAGGGCCAGCGAGUUGUGUCGCCUUGUCUUUCGGGACGGCUGCCCGCUUGAUAUAUAAACGGCGUAACUCUCAGAAAGAGUUGAGACUCUCGUUCUCCCGCUCCCCUCCUUCCCAGACAAAGUGCGGGGAGGGGGGAGAGAGGGAGAGGCUGCGCCCCACCCCCCUCCCCUCACCCCAUAUACACAUACAUUAAGUCGCCCCCGGGGAAUUCGUGACCCGCUUUGCUGGCUGCUUUCUCCAUUCUGGAACAGGCGGUUGUUUAAAGGGAGAGAUUUGCAUCAUUCUUCAGGCUGUCUUCCUCCCACUCCAGAUCGAAGUUCCUUUAUUUUGCUUUAAACCGGGCAAAGGGCUCGACCGCUCCAUCUGUCUUAAGUGUGCAAAUCUCUAGCCCUGAAAGCAGACACUGAAUCAUGCCGUUAGUCAAAAGGAACAUUGAACCUCGACACCUCUGCAGAGGAGCUCUGCCUGAGGGAAUUACUAGUGAAUUAGAAUGUGUAACCAAUAGUACUCUUGCUGCUAUCAUACGCCAGCUAAGCAGCCUAAGCAAACAUGCUGAAGACAUAUUUGGUGAGUUGUUUAAUGAGGCCAACAACUUCUACAUCAGGGCAAAUUCCCUUCAAGACAGAAUUGACCGCCUUGCUGUCAAAGUCACCCAGCUGGAUUCAACUGUGGAAGAAGUGUCAUUACAGGAUAUCAACAUGAAAAAAGCAUUCAAAAGUUCUACAGUACAAGACCAGCAAGUGGUUUCAAAGAACAGCAUCCCCAAUCCUGUAGCUGAUAUUUAUAAUCGGAGUGACAAACCACCUCCGUUGAAUAUCCUUACUUCAUAUAGAGAUGAUAAAAAGGAUGGGCUGAAGUUCUAUACUGAUCCCUCUUAUUUCUUUGACCUAUGGAAAGAAAAAAUGUUACAAGAUACAGAAGACAAACGAAAAGAGAAGAGACGCCAAAAGGAGCAAAAGCGUAUAGAUGGCACAACUCGGGAGGUGAAAAAGGUUAGAAAAGCAAGGAACAGGCGCCAGGAAUGGAAUAUGAUGGCCUAUGAUAAAGAGCUUAGACCAGACAACAGGUUGUCUCAAAGUAUAUACCAUGGAGCAUCAUCCGAGGGAUCUCUGUCCCCUGAUACUAGAUCUCAUGCCUCAGAUGUUACCAGCUAUUCAUAUCCUGCUACUCCAAAUCAUUCCCUCCAUCAGCAGCCAAUGAUGCCUUCAUAUGGAGCAGGAGAUGGAGCUCAGUACAUGCUUGCAAACCAGGGCCUUGAGCAUGAAUUUAGGCCACCUUCUACAACAGUGCGGCAUGCUACCUUAAACAGACCUCAACAACCACCUCCACCCCCACCCCAAGCCGUAGAUGGAUCCCUAGGGACUGUGUCAUUGGUACCAGCUGAUUAUGGGAUGCUUGCAGCUCAGAUGGUGGAUUAUUACAAUCCUUCAGGACCCCCGCCGCCUCCCCCUCCACCCAUCAUUCCUUCUGCACAGACCGCUUUUGUUAGUCCUCUCCAAAUCCCUGUGCUACCUUCCCAUCCUGGACUAGUGACUGGAUCUAUAUAUUCUGCUGCUCUUCAUCCUCCUUCUACUGGGCUUGUUGUUACAGCUCCCCCUCCUCCAGGCCCGCCUCCUCCCCCUCCAGGCCCUCCUGCUGCAGGAUCCUCUCUCUCAUCCUCUCCGAUGCAUGCGCCUGCACUGGCUGAAGCAAAGCGGCAUGAGCCCACACAGUCUCCCAUCAGUGAUGCUCGAAGUGAUCUUCUGGCUGCUAUUCGGAUGGGAAUCCAGUUGAAAAAAGUACAAGAGCAGCGUGAACAAGAAGCUAAGCGUGAACCUGUUGGAAAUGAUGUGGCCACAAUUCUUUCCAGACGCAUUGCUGUGGAGUACAGCGAUUCAGAAGAUGAUUCGGAAUGUGAUGAAAAUGACUGGUCAGACUGAAAACUGGAGAACCAAAGCAUUCUAUUAAUUUCUUAAGGAAAUUGUUCAUGUUGUGUAGGCACUGAUAUAUGGUUGAAACAGGUUAAUUAAAUUGAUGGUAUUCAGGAUGCUGUCAGUAAGUUUGGUGAUAAUCUAGAACUCUUUUAUUUUCAGUAUUUACUGCAUAAUACUGUAUACAAGUGCCACUGAAUGUAGCAAAUCAUGUUCUGCCCCAAGAGAAGGCAGUGUUUGUUCUUGGCCAGGAGUACAUGUAAGUUAUUUAGAUUGUUUGAAUAUUAACACCAAUUUCCCCAGGUACUUGGAAAUCUUUCAAAGCAGGUGCUUGAUCUUGGAGCACAACAUGACAGAACAAUGUCCUCCACCAUAAAAUGUCACUAAUUUGCAUUUUUGGUCUAGCUUUAUGGAGAAUACGUAUAAAACUGGUAGCAGUUAAAUGUUUCUUGUUUAUUUUUAAGUCUUACUCUGUCCGUCCCAUAUAUUGUGCGUUUAUUUUUAGCAUCAUAGCUACACUUUAAAAUAAUCACGGGUUGGAGCCAUACUGACAUUGUUAGUGAACAAUUGGGUGACAUUAGGUUAAGUGCUGAAUUACCUCCCCUUAUUUAUCUGUUUGGCUGUUUGUUUGUUUAGUUUUCAUAAUCAGUUUUAGAAAAUAAUAUAGUUUGUAACAGGCAUAUUCAAGCAUAUGGUUAAAUGGAUCCUAAAAUGGAAAUCAUACUUCUCUUAGGAGUCGUUGAGCUCAAAAGGUAAGGUUUGUUGAGAACCAUGUUCAAGCUGUGUCUGGCUCAUGGGUGACUGGACAAAUUCUUUAUAGUUACAACACCUAAAUAAAUUUCACCUCAAGUUGAUAAAAAUAAUUUUGUUACCUCUCA